AUGGACUUCGGUACUGAUGAGCGCCAACACAGCCAUGGCGACGGCGGCGACGCGGCGGAGUGGAAGAAGGUGGUGGAGCUGAGGGCCGUCGCCGAGGCCCAGGACCCCGCGGCCAAGGAGGAGGACGAUUUCGUGCUGCGCCGGUUCCUGCGUGCACGGGAUUACAACAUUGGUAAGGCGUCGAUGAUGCUCCUCCAGUACCUCGCCUGGAAGCGCGUCGCCAAGCCCCAUGGCUCCAUCUCUGACGAGGAGGUGCGCGGCGAGAUCGCAAAGAAGAGGGUCGACAUGCAGGGCUUUGAUCGUCUUGGUCGCCCCAUGGCGUAUAUCUAUGGCGCACGCCACUUUCCCGCCCGGCAAGACCUCGACGGAUUCAAGCGCUAUGUAGCCUAUGUCCUCGACAAAAUCUGCACGAGGAAUAUGUUGCUGGUGGGGCAGGAGAAGUUUGCGGCGGUGAUAGACUUGAGAGGGUGGGGGUAUGCAAACUGCGACAUCCGAGGCUAUGUGGCAGCGCUAGACAUCAUGCAGAGCUAUUACCCAGAGCGAUUGGGGCGUGUGUUCCUGAUCCACGUGCCCUACAUGUUCAUGGCCGCAUGGAAGAUGGUCUACCCCUUCAUCGAUGAAAAGACAAAGAAGAAGUUUGUGUUCGUCGCUGAUAGGGACCUCGAUGCCACUCUUCGGGAUGCCAUCGAUGAGUCCCAACUCCCCGAGGAAUACGGCGGCAAGCUCAAGCUAUAG
This is a messenger RNA of Triticum turgidum subsp. durum (durum wheat), 735 nucleotides long. The record is from the annotation of a GenBank genome assembly. Lineage: Eukaryota; Viridiplantae; Streptophyta; Magnoliopsida; Poales; Poaceae.